Messenger RNA from Mycotypha africana, 369 nucleotides. Its product is annotated as 40S ribosomal protein S20. Gene Ontology annotation, biological process: translation. Gene Ontology annotation, molecular function: structural constituent of ribosome. Bases 1 to 369 code for a protein of 122 amino acids. The transcript has 3 exons. Gene Ontology annotation, cellular component: ribosome; cytosolic small ribosomal subunit. The record is from RefSeq and is a predicted model, not a curated record. Lineage: Eukaryota; Fungi; Mucoromycota; Mucoromycetes; Mucorales; Mycotyphaceae.
AUGUCCUACGUCGCUAAGAACUCCACUCAAAAGCCUGGUCUUGAGGAACAAGAGCAACCCAAGAUCCACCGUAUCCGUAUCACCUUGACUUCUCGUAAUGUCAAGAACUUGGAAAAGGUUUCCUCUGACCUUAUUCAACGUGCCAAGGAUAAGCAAUUGAAGGUCAAGGGUCCUGUUCGUCUUCCCACCAAGACUCUCCGUAUUACCACUCGUAAGUCUCCUUGUGGUAAUGGUUCCGAAACUUUCGAUCGCUUCGAAAUGAGAAUUCACAAGCGUUUGAUUGAUUUGCACUCUCCUUCUGAGAUCGUCAAGCAAAUCACUUCCAUUUCUAUUGAACCCGGAGUUGAAGUUGAAGUCACCAUUGCUUAA